Impatiens glandulifera is the source of this 1662-nucleotide messenger RNA. Its product is annotated as squalene synthase 2. The record is from RefSeq and is a predicted model, not a curated record. The coding region runs from base 169 to 1413 and encodes 414 amino acids. The transcript is spliced from 15 exons. NCBI's taxonomy places the organism in Eukaryota, Viridiplantae, Streptophyta, Magnoliopsida, Ericales, Balsaminaceae. Gene Ontology annotation, biological process: farnesyl diphosphate metabolic process; lipid biosynthetic process. Gene Ontology annotation, cellular component: endoplasmic reticulum membrane. Gene Ontology annotation, molecular function: squalene synthase [NAD(P)H] activity.
UUCAUAGCUAAUCACAUGGUUUAGUCAUCUCUUUCUCUCUCUCUCUCUUUCCAUUUCUCUCCCUGUGAUUUUGAGGAUUAUUCGUGUGUGUAAUCCAUAUACAUUGGCGGCUUUGAUUCGAGUCAUCGCGAGUCUAAGUAAUUGUAAUCAAACAUCCAAGAUUCAGAGAUGGGGAGUUUGGGUGCGAUUUUGAGGCAUCCGGAUGAUUUCUAUCCAUUGUUGAAGCUCAAAAUGGCGAUGAGGCAUGCCGAAAAGCAGAUCCCUCAGGAACCUCACUGGGGAUUCUGUUACUCCAUGCUCCACAAGGUUUCUCGUAGUUUUGCUCUCGUGAUUCAGCAGCUUGAUACUGACCUCCGUAACGCUGUUUGCAUUUUCUAUUUGGUUCUUCGGGCCCUUGACACUGUUGAGGAUGAUACAAGCAUAGAUACAGAGGUCAAAGUGCCUAUUUUGUUGGCAUUUCAUCGUCAUAUAUCUGACCCUGGCUGGCAUUUUUCAUGUGGGACAAAUCAUUACAAGGUUCUGAUGGAUGAAUUUCAUCAUGUUACCAAAGCUUUUCUAGAGCUUGAGAAAAGUUAUCAGGAGGCUAUUGAAGAUAUUACCUUGAGGAUGGGUGAAGGAAUGGCUAAAUUUAUAUGCAAGGAGGUAGAGACCAUUGAAGAUUAUGAUGAAUACUGCCACUAUGUGGCAGGUCUUGUGGGGUUAGGGUUGUCAAAACUUUUCCAUGCCUCUGGGACAGAGGAUUUGGCAUCAGAUUAUCUUUCCAAUUCAAUGGGUCUAUUUCUUCAGAAAGUAAACAUUAUACGAGAUUAUCUGGAGGAUAUAAAUGAGAUACCAAAGUCUCGCAUGUUUUGGCCUCGUGAAAUCUGGAGUAAAUAUGUCGACAAACUUGAGGAUUUGAAAGAAAAGGAGAAUUCCGACAAGGCUGUGCAAUGCUUGAAUGACAUGGUUACAAAUGCUUUGAUACAUGCCGAAGAUUGUCUUAAAUACAUGAAAAAUCUUAAAAGUCCUGCUAUCUUCAGGUUUUGUGCUAUACCGCAGAUUAUGGCAAUUGGUACCAUUGCUAUAUGCUAUAACAACAUUGAAGUCUUCCGGGGCGUUGUGAAGAUGAGACGUGGUCUAACUGCUAAGGUUAUAGAUCGAACAAAUACAAUGGAAGACGUCUAUGGUGCUUUCUACGACUUCUCUGGGAUGCUGAACGCAAAGGUGGACAAGAAUGAUCCAAAUGCCAUAAAAACAUUGAACAGGAUAGAGACAAUUCAGAAAGUUUGCCAAGAGUCUGGUACACUGAACAAAAGGAAGUCUUACAUAAUCAGCAACGGUCCAAUGAAUAGUUCAACUGUGAUAUUGAUAUUGUUUGCUGUAGUUGCGAUGCUUUUCGCAUAUCUAUCGGCAAAUAGAGCUGCUAAUAUGUAACCCUUUUUUUCCAAGAAACAUUUGAGACUGGGAACAUUUGGCUAAGUAAGGUAUUCUAUUUUUUUCUCUCAUGAUUUCAAUAUGUAGUAACACAAAUGAAGGUGGUAAUAUCCAUCGUCAAUAAAAAGACUGUAUGUAUGGACUAAUAUUGAUAUGUAAACUAAAGAAAAAAAUUUAUGUAAUCGGUAUUUUGUCAAUAGGAGUGGUUGAGGGAUCCUUUAAAUUAAGUAUUAUGUGAUUUUCUUGUAA